This is a messenger RNA of Oryzias latipes (Japanese medaka), 2361 nucleotides long. It is a transcript of the gene mxi1, whose product is annotated as max interactor 1, dimerization protein. The record is from RefSeq and is a predicted model, not a curated record. Gene Ontology annotation, molecular function: protein dimerization activity; RNA polymerase II cis-regulatory region sequence-specific DNA binding; DNA-binding transcription factor activity, RNA polymerase II-specific. NCBI's taxonomy places the organism in Eukaryota, Metazoa, Chordata, Actinopteri, Beloniformes, Adrianichthyidae. Gene Ontology annotation, biological process: regulation of transcription by RNA polymerase II.
AGGAAAUUUCCGGGUUUAUGAGUCCAGUAGGACAUUAGAGAGCGAUUUUUGUUAAUAAACAAGAUACUUUAUUGUGUUUGGAUCUUAUUACGAUGGUUAUGUGGUAUUGUUAUGUAAUUACUUAUUUAUGUUUGCAUUAUCAAAUCAGCAGUAUUUGUUUUACUGAAAUUAGUUUUUUUCUUUCCACAUUUUUGCUGUUAAUGGAUGUUUUUCCGUAUUUAGGCAUACAUUUUGUAAUUGUUGUUGUUUAUGACCUACAAAUACAUGCUAUCAUUUGUUAUUAUUUUGCUUGGUGCAGGCUAAAACACUUAAAACCUGUUUUGCCACAUUUCUCUAUCUUGAGCUACUUCCUCGGUUUCCCAGAGUUCUUUGCGCGUCGUCGUCCCGCCUCCCAGCUGAGCAGCUAGGUAAACAAACAGAAGAGGAAACGGCCAGCAGCACCGGGCAGUCUGCAGGCUCUAGGGUCUCUCUCUCCAAAAAAUAAAAUAAAAUAAAAAAGGCAUAAUUUAUAUCGCGUUUAUUUUUCUAAUUAACUAUGGUAAAUGUCUACAGAUUUAGAGUUUAAUGUGUUUUUUGUAGUUGUACCAGCGACGCCGUGCAGGAUUUGACCUCCCCUUCUUUCUAGCUUCCACUGAACUUCUUUACAUUUUGGCCAAAAUGCUCAUCUUGUAGCGGCAGCGGACGAACCGCGUCGUUCUCCGCGGAUGUAGCGAUGCCUCGUCGUUGAGGCGAUUGUCGUGUUUGUUCGUCUGCUGUUUGCGGGGCUGAAGCGAAACGACACCCGGGUCAGGGGCGCCGAGCUCAGGGAGGAUGACGGCGGUUCAGCUGAUGAACGUCCAGCGGCUGCUGGAGGCAGCAGAAUACCUAGACAGGCGGGAAAGAGAAUGCGAACACGGCUACGCCUCCACCUGCCCCUCAGACCAAAGCACAAGCUACCAGAGGACACGAAGGUUCCGAAACAAGAAGUUCAACAACAACCACAACAGGUCAACACACAACGAGCUGGAAAAGAACAGACGAGCUCAUCUGCGGCUGUGUCUGGAGCGCUUGAAGGCACUUAUACCUCUGGGCCCCGACUGUACCCGGCACACCACCCUGGGCCUGCUCACCAAAGCCAAAGCACACAUCAAGAAACUUGAAGAGGCCGACAGGAAGAGCCAGAACCAGCUGCAGUCUCUGGAGCGCGAGCAGAGGCACCUUCAGCUUCAGCUGGAGCUGCUGCGCGGCGGCGGCGGCGGCACGCAGAGCAACCCGGGGGAGGGCGAGAGGAUACGCAUGAACAGUGUCGGCUCCACCCUCUGCUCUGACCGCUCCGAUUCUGACCAAGAGGAGAUCGAGGUGGAUGUGGAGAGCACGGAGUUCUCCCAUGGGGAGCUGGACAGCGUGAGCACGGCGAGCACCAGCGACCUGGACGACCACAGCAGCCUGCAGAGCAUGGCCAGCGAUGAGGGCUACUCCUCCUGCAGCGUCAAGCUUGCCUUCUCCUCCUAGAGGCUCCCGCCGCCACGCCCGCCGCCGUCCCUGCCAACCCCUCCUGUUCUCCCAUCUGUUUAUCCGUGCAGUCCUGUUGCCGCCUGCGAGGAUGGGCACGCCAUCAACUAGCACCCCCCCAUCCAGGCCUCUCAGUUCCUGUCCGACGGUUGGAGGAGCUCCAACCGGCUCUGGCUGCGUCUGAACUUUGAGCCGGAAAGCGGUUUGGGGUUUGCUGCAAAGGGAGGCGACAGACUGCCGCCAUUUUUAACCCCGUUUCCGUUUGAAGUGUGAGAUAGUCGGAACGAUUUCCGACUUUUGCUUGAAAUCAUGAAGCACUUAAAUAUCAGAAUGAAGAACUUUUCUGUUUCCUCAUGGGGGGGGUCUCCUGUCGUCAUCCCGUCACUCUGGCGUUGGGCUUGGAGAAACCGUGAUGACAGCAGGGGAACUGGGCCGUAUGGCCACAGCUGGCUCCGCCCCGUAAGCGUCACUCCAGCCCCAGACGUCGUCUGAAGCUCGGACUGUUGAACGGGCGCUAUUGGGAAACUGACCAAGGAGGAGGAAGGCGAUCCGAUCGACGCCAAGCUUUUACCGCAAACGUCUGCGGCGAGCGCUUUCAGCCGAGCUCGGAGGAACGCAGAUGCAGCAAAGCAGGGAAAAACGCAGACAUUCCUGUCGAAUGUGGAUCCAUUUUCAUACGAGUGGAAAACUGGAACUUUGAAUGUGUGUGCUGGGUUUUCCCUUUUCCCUGACUCCCACAAGCCCCGCCCCCCAGCGCUCCAUAAAGGCACAAAUGAAGAAGACAAAAACGGAAAUGUGUCCAAAGCGCCACAGACUUUGGGAAACGUUUCGUCCUCUUCCCAGCAGUAACAAGCAAUAACUCUCAUCCUC